This is a messenger RNA of Labrus mixtus (cuckoo wrasse), 1647 nucleotides long. RefSeq names its product BRF2 RNA polymerase III transcription initiation factor subunit (gene brf2). The coding region runs from base 52 to 1398 and encodes 448 amino acids. NCBI's taxonomy places the organism in Eukaryota, Metazoa, Chordata, Actinopteri, Labriformes, Labridae. Gene Ontology annotation, biological process: transcription preinitiation complex assembly; transcription initiation at RNA polymerase II promoter. Gene Ontology annotation, cellular component: transcription preinitiation complex; nucleus. The record is from RefSeq and is a predicted model, not a curated record. Gene Ontology annotation, molecular function: TBP-class protein binding; RNA polymerase II general transcription initiation factor activity. The transcript is spliced from 4 exons.
UUCCGUUUACGUUUGUUCAUGUUUUAAGUUGUAGCUGCGGGUGUUUGUGAAAUGUCUCGUCCGGGUCUGAGCUGUCCGGGCUGCGGAUCCUCAAACAUAGUGGACGAUGCUCUGUACUCUCAAGCCCAGCUGGUGUGUGUGGACUGCGGCUCGGUGGUGUCCGAGGGAGUCCUGGCCGAUGAUCCCGUAGGUGUAGGAGGUUCAGAUGUGAGCUACAGCCGGACCACAGCUGUAAGCAAAAAGCCGUGUGCAAACCUAAUUAAAGGUCUGCAGCGUCUCAAAGCCAUGUGUCGCAUCCUCAGGGUUCACGGUGAGAUCGAGGAUCUCUCAAACACGUAUUACAACCAGGCCUAUCAGCACGAGAGCUUCAUCAAGGUGAGCCUCCAGAAGAAGGAAGUUCUCGCCGGCUGCUGCGUGCUUGUGAGCUGCAGAUUGCUCAAUUGGCCGAUCACCAUGGGAACCAUCAGCUGCCUGCUGGACGUCGACCCCAUGGUGGUGGGAGUGGUCUAUCAAGAGAUGGUCAAAGUUCUCCACAUUACGGCUCCGACCGUCAACGUCACAGAUGUGAUGGAAGCGCACUGUCAGGAGUACAAAAUUAGCUCAAGUGAUGUUCCUGAAGAGUUUGCAGAGGACUCCAGGGCUCUGUCUAAACGCGCCGUUGCCUUGGUGGAGCUGGCAGCAGACACCUGGAUAGUGACUGGCAGGAAGCCCAUCCCCAUCAUGAUGGCGGCUAUCUAUUUAGCAUGGCAGUCAUUGAAACCCAACAAGCAGCGGCUGAAAUUCUCUCUGGACAAAUUCUGCCAGCUUGCCAAAGUGAAUAAGCUCAGGCCAGCUAUGAAGAGAAUAACGGAGAUGAAGGAGGUGCUGUGUAAGCUGGGGAAGGAGAUUCCGUGGGUCAGAGUGGAGGUGACACUGGAAAAUGUGAUCUUGCAGGUGGGGGAUAUUCUGAAUAACAGGUACGCACUGCUAAGAAGGGCUAUGAGGACCCACGAGGACGCUCUGCUGGCAGAGUGUCAAACCAGGUGCGAGGACUCUCUAACUGAGGAUGACACUCCCUCAAAAAUCCUUGAUGGGUCCUCUGUGGAGAAAUGUGAAGUGAAUACUGAAAAGGCCCAUCAAACAGGAGAUGAAGAUGGUGAUCUAUGCACAGUACCUGAGCAGCAUGAUGACACUCAGGAGAGCCAGGAUCCAGCUCCAGACUGGGGGAAGAGAGUGCUGUUUGCGCCGCCAUGUGUGGUUCAUGCUAAGAAAAGGCGAGUAGAGCAGCCUGGGCUCAAGGAUGUCACUGGUGAUGAGGAGAUCUCCGACAGUGAAAUUGACUCAUACAUCCGUUCUCCUCGGGAAGCCAGAGAGUUUGCUCUGACACAAAAGAUGCUCUCAGAGAGCGAGAAAUCAUAACAGGUUUCACAUCCAGACCGAGCUUUCCGUUAAUUGGUUUCUUGUUAUAUAAGAAAAAACAUAUUUUUGACCCUUAAAGUUUCUUUUGAAGGACUUCUAUUUGCAUUAAAGUCUUUAUUUUCAUGAGAUCACUUUAAGAUAUGCUACAACCUUUAAAAUGUAGCGUAUGCAGUUCAAGAAUAUAUCUUUUGGUUUACGUUUAAAUUAAUAAAAGUUUAAAGUGGUAAAAAAAAAUGUGAAUCUAAAUUG